AUGUCUUUGGUGAUCCUACAUCUAGGACAACGAAGUUCAGGCUUGAAGCUUGAAUUCCCUGUGAGACAAUUAAUCCCCAUACGAGCAGAUACCCAUUGUUUCGCGUACUCCGAAUUGCAGCGAUUGCCUUGCAUCACAUUCCCUGUCAGCAUCGGAAGUCAGACAGUGAAGAUCUGCCGCAAAACAUUAUACGACAGCAAUGUGAUAACCAAAAUUUACAAGCUGGUAAACGGAGAAGAGCAGAUAGAUAUUAUCGUGACCCACUGGGAUUGCGCAAUAGCUCCCAUUCUCCAAUUUCAUUCCACCGUCGUCAUGAGCUACAUCAAAGCAGACAGCAUCGUCAUCAUGUAUCCUGAAUGGAUUUACGACGGAAAGCCUGAGAGUUUCGUACAUUCGCGCCUUUACAUGGAAGGCAAAACAAACACACGCACCAUCGAGGCACUGAUGAAGUACACAGAGCGCGGAUUCAAAUUGUAUGCGGAGCCUUUCAAGUUGUGA
Molecule: messenger RNA, 498 nt
Organism: Suillus plorans
Lineage: Eukaryota; Fungi; Basidiomycota; Agaricomycetes; Boletales; Suillaceae
Exons: 2
Coding region: 1-498 (165 amino acids)
Source: RefSeq, a predicted model, not a curated record